Messenger RNA from Paraglomus brasilianum, 3733 nucleotides. Lineage: Eukaryota; Fungi; Glomeromycota; Glomeromycetes; Paraglomerales; Paraglomeraceae. The record is from the annotation of a GenBank genome assembly.
UGCGGGUCCGAAAAGGUUUCUCGAUAUUCAAUUUCGUCUUCUACGUGAAGACAUGUUGCGUCCAUUACGCGAUGGUCUUUACAACUUUGUGGCAGGUUUAAGCGACAACGAACAGCAAAUGGCGAAGCUAAUAAAUAAAAGCGGAAGAUUCAAAUAUGACAAAGGGAAGAUUAACGGAGACUUGAACGUUUAUUCAAAUGUCAGAUUUAAAAAUAUUAAAGUGGACAAAAAUAGAGGAUUUUCGGUUCGAGUGGGAUUCAAACCACCGAAAGCUGGAAAGUCCAAUAAGCAAAGGAAAAUAUAUUGGGAAAGGUCGAAAAAGUUGCUGAAUGGAAGUUUAAUUUGUGUAUUAUGGGCUCCUAACCUUGACGAGGAUAAGAGUGUCAAGAAUUCAACGAAUGGUUAUACUCUUUAUUUUGGAGUUAUUACUGAUAGACAAGAAAACUCACUAGCAGCAAAUGAAAAUGAAGCGACAAUCGGCGUCCAUUUUAUGGAUACUUCAAUCUAUCCGAUUGUUCUGGAAGAUAUAAACCGUACGCCAGACGUGAGAUCUAAAACUCCCGAUAGAUUUAUGGUAGAAUCUACGGGUGUCUAUUUUGAAUCGUAUGUACACAUAUUGAAGGCUCUCCAAGACCUCAACCCAGGGGCACUACCGUUUUCUCGACAUCUUGCACCAGUUACAGAAGAAGAUUUGUCGGCUGACAUCGAGCCGCCAUUAUAUGCACGUGCACCAGGUUUCAGAUUUGAUCUGUCGAUUUUACUUGGCAAGAAUGAAAAUUUUAUGCUAGAUCCGACGGACGAGCUUUCGCAGGACCGAGCCAUAAAAAAAUUAACUGAAGCAAAUGUACUGGAUAGAAGUCAGGCUGAAGCAUUGGUUUGCUCCUUGUGCAGAGAAGUUGCAUUAAUUGAAGGUCCACCUGGCACCGGAAAGACAUAUGUUGGGGUAGAGUUGAUGAAAGUGCUAUUGGAUAGCAAAAAUCGGAAAAGGGCGGCUAUUGGACCAGUGCUGACUAUUUGCUUUACCAAUCAUGCUCUGGAUCAGUUCCUUGAGCAUCUUCUGCAUGCCGGCAUAAAAAAGAUUGUUCGUUUAGGAAGCCGAUCAAAGUCAGAAGAAAUCAAACCGUUUGCUCUGGAGGAGCAAUGUCGCAAUCAAGGCAAGACGGUUGAACAGAGCCGCAUGUUGCGUGCGGCAUACAAGGAAUUAGACCGGUUGUCCGCCGAAGCAAAAGAGUUGACGGGGCAAUUGUCCCGAAAGACAAUAAACUGGAAUGCAACAGCAUUAUUCCUUUUAACAAACUAUCCUUCGAUUUAUGAACAAUUGUGUGAGGACCAUGCGGAUGCGAAUAAUGAGGAGGACGAGUUCGAAGGUGAAUGGGAGACCGUCAGUGGUGGAAGGGGCCAUGAGGAUCGAUUUUCUCAAUGGGUUCAUGGUUCCGAUCUCAAGCAAAUUAUGAACGACUUACGGAACAAGGAAAAAGGAAAACAAAAACAAAGGGAGCCGCAACUUUUAUCAACCCACAAUCAAUAUGACUACUUGCAGGAUAUGGAAGAAAUGCAAGAUCAAGAAACGAAAUUAAUUUAUGGAGAAGAUGCAAAUCAGGAAAUUCAUAAAGAUCUUAUGCCUGCGGAAAGAAUAAACGAAGAAGAUGCAAAUCAGGAAAUUCAUAAAGAUCUUAUGCCUGCGGAAAGAAUAAACGAAGAAGAUGCAAAUCAGGAAAUUCAUAAAGAUCUUAUGCCUGCAGAAAGAAUAAACGACGAUGGUAUUCAAGUUUGGAAACAGCAGGAUUUGGAAAUCCCUAAAACGGAUAGAGACUUGGAGAUUCUGCUUCAAGAGCAGAAUGUAUGGAAAAUGAGUAUGAAUGAGAGAAUAAAAUUACAUAAUCAUUGGAGAGAACUUAUUCACAAAGACGUUAUACAGCGGUUGGCGGAUUUAGAAAAAAAGUACACUGAAAAAAGAAAGGAAAUUGAUGAUAUUCGUGAUGGAGUUCGUAAAAAAAUACUGUCAUCAACUCAUGUUAUUGGUAUGACAACUAAUGGGGCGGCGAAAUUUCAAUCAUUAAUACGUUCAGUAGGUCCACGUAUUAUUGUAUGCGAAGAAGCAGGCGAAGUUUUAGAGGCUCACAUUCUUGCGCCUUUGAAAGAAACGCAACACCUCAUUCUCAUCGGAGAUCAUUUGCAGCUAAGACCACACAUUACAACAUAUGAACUCAGUCUAGACUCUAAUGUCGGUAAAAAGUUUGCACUUGAUCGAUCGAUGUUCGAACGUUUGGUCAAUGACAAAAAACCAAUGGUCCAACUAUUGACCCAACGGCGAAUGCGCAGUGAGAUAGCUGAUCUAGUGAGAGAGACUCUGUAUCCUAAUCUUAUAGAUCAUGCAUGUACAGCAGCAUAUCCUCGUGUGCGUGGAACCACGCAUAAUUUAUUUUUAUUCGAUCACAAAAAUCCAGAAGAUGCUGCUGGCAGUAAUCAGUUUGCCGUACAAUCGCACUCAAGCUCAUUUGAAGUAAAGAUGGUUGUUGAAAUGGUCAAAUAUUUUGUUAGAAAUGGCUACGAUAAAAACGGUGAUGUUGCCGUAUUAACACCUUAUUUAGGCCAGAUGAUUCAAAUAAGAGAUGCGUUGAGUCAACAAUUCGUAGUCGUCAUUGAUGAAAGAGAUGGUGAACAAAUAGCUAUGAUGACUGAGGACAACGAAAGUAAAGAGGAUGAAUCAUCGUCCGUGUCAAUAGCCGUGGCGUCAAACAAAUCACUAGCUAAACAAGUAACCUUACGUACCAUUGACAACUUUCAAGGCGAAGAAGCCACGAUAGUUAUUAUAUCUCUUGUCAGGAAUGUGAAUCAAGCCAAUGGCAGUGGUUCUAUAGGCUUUUUGAAAUCUGAGAAUCGUACGAAUGUAUUGUUAUCCCGUGCAAAACACGGGAUGUUUCUACUAGGAAAUGCUAAUCUCCUGGCUGAGAGAGCGCAGCAGGAUAAGACAACAAUGUGGCCUACCGUAAUCGACAUACUCAGGGAAAAGGGACAACUAGGCAAUGCUUUCCCAUUACAAUGCAAUCGGCAUCCCAAUACUCUCAGCUUUGUCGAGAGACCUGAACAGUUUUCAGAAUUUGCUCCCGACGGUGGAUGUCAAGAGCCAUGUGGUUUUACGCUGAAAUGCGGCCACGUAUGCCAAUACAAGUGCCAUUCUGAUGAUCCGGAUCAUCUUGGUAUCAAGUGUGGGAAACCAUGUCAGAGAUUACACGAACCAUGUCAACAUACUUGUCCCAAGCUAUGUGGGGAUACAUGUGGAAAUUGUGUCAUGACAAUAAAUAAUGUCGGAUUACCAUGCGGGCAUGUAAAAAACAAGGCUCCAUGUUACCAAACACAUGAUCCAACAGAAAUCAAAUGUAAUGAGCUUAUUGAUUGUAUUCUUCCCCGGUGUGGUCAUGAGCAAAAGAGGCAUUGCUUUGAAGCGACAAAAGACGUUCUAUGCACUCAACAAUGUGGAAUUCUGUUACCUUGUGGUCAUUUUUGCUUGUCAAAUUGCGAAGAUUGUCAGCGCAGGUCUAUUCGUGCAUCAUCUGCGGAAGAGGCUUUAUUGGAUGGAGAAAGUCAUGUGAUAAGGUCUAGUCACGCGCCCUGCAAGCAGAUGUGUGAACGCAAUUUAUACUGCGAACAUCGAUGCGAGAUAAAAAAUGCUCUGAACCAUGCAAUGUCUGUGCAGAACCAUGCUAUUGGCAGUGCGAACAUCAGAAAAAGU